UUUAAAUUAGUUUGUUUGAUUCAGUAUAGAUUUGAAAAUUUAAUUAUAUAAUAAAAUGCAAUCUACUUUCCAACGACACGGAUUUACUAAUAACCCUUCUUUGAUGCUACGAAAUGAUAAGUUUCCAAGAACUCCAAAAUGUGCUCGUUGUCGCAACCAUGGUGUUGUAAGCGCAUUGAAGGGCCAUAAAAGAUACUGCAGAUGGAAGGAUUGUCUUUGUGCCAAAUGUACCUUGAUUGCUGAAAGACAAAGAGUCAUGGCGGCACAGGUCGCACUUCGACGACAACAAGCCCAAGAAGAAAACGAAGCACGAGAGCUACAAUUGCUUUACGGCGUCACUGGAUUAAAUUCUAGCAGUAUGACAAGAGACCAUGAAAGAGAGAUCCCAAAAAGGCCUCGACUUGAUUCUUACCCUUCGGGGUCAGAAGACACGGAACCAGGGACAAUUUCUCCCGAAAAUCAUAAAAGAAUGAAGUUUACGGAUGUGGAGUCUAGUAAUGUAGAAAUAUCAAAAAAUUUCGGCAAUAAGUUAGAAAACGAGGAAACAGAAAAGACAUCGAAAAUGGCCGUGCUUUUACGACUUUUCCCAAACAUUGAUGCAAAUGUUCUUGACUCUAAAUUGGAGGAGUUGGAUGGAGAUAUAGCAAAAGUUAUAGAAAAGAUUCUUAACGAAAAAGAUUCGAGUACAAGUGAAGAUUCUGUGGAUAAUCGUAUUGAUAAAAAUCAAAACAGUAUCAAUCUGAAAAACGAACAAAAGCCAAUAACAGUAGAAAUGACUCCUCGAGAAAAAGUCAACAAUUAUAUUUCAAGAAACUUUCAAAACAUAGGCAAUUUUGAGAACAUGCUAUCACCACCGGUCGAUCCUGCCUUGGAAAUAUAUCCAAGACAAUUUCAAAUUGAACCAUCAAGACAGCCGAUACAUGGCCAUGAAUUCUACAAGUCUAUGAUUCAUCGAUUGUCACAAAGCGGGAUGUUGAAUCCAUUUAUGAAUUUCCAUCAUCAGUCAUCAAUUCCGCCAUAUUUUAUGCAAAACUUUCCAACUCCAAUAAGAAGGGAUACCAGCUUUUUAAAAGUCAUGCGAAGAGUUCAGAGUGAAAACAAUAACCCGUGUAGCGACUCAGCAACUGCGAAUGAACAUUUGUCGGAAUGAUUCAAAUGUAAUUGAGCCAUUUCGUAUAUUCCAUAUUUUGUAAGGCAAUGAAGACUAUUAGUUUGAGGGAUAAUAUCACUCUUUUCUUCUGAAAAUGUUUUUUUGUCUUCGUGCUUUCACUAAUCUUAAAUUUGAAACUGACAUCCGCAUUAAAUUGUGAUGAAUUUUACGAUGUUUUAUUCAUUUUUUAUUUCAAUUAUGCCUCACUCGAAUUCAAUUCUUAAUUGCAACUUUAUUUGUUCACUUGAUAAAAGUAAUAUUCGAAAACAAUAUGAAAGAUAUACAAGUUUUUUGUUAAAUGUUUCUUCUAUUCUCUACUUUAUUCCAUUUACGCAAAGAGGUUUAUGGAAGUUUUGUGGCUAAGUAGAAGAAGUUAAUUUGGCGUACGGAAGUAAGAUGUUUAACUCAAUUGUCAUAUUUCCGUCCGACAUAGCCCACUUAAUUUAUUACACCAUGUGUGAAGUGGUGUCUUUGGUGAACCUUCGCGUUCACCUGCACCGCCAUGAUGAUAAUUGUCGGAUUAUCGCACCUAUAUUCUUCUUCUUCUAUUUCGCUAGUUCUAUAAACUGUCCACUAAAGUACAUAGUGCCAAUUACAUAUAUAUCCAAAGCGGCAACACAUGCCAGGCGAAAAUUAUUCUGAUGAUCGUUUCUAAGUGUGAUAUAUGUAAUUGUUGGUGUGUUUCGGACUCACAAACAGAAUAAUUUAUGAGAUAACUUUAAUGUUGCGAUACAUGUGACGAUGACAAGGAAAGCAUCUCA
Molecule: messenger RNA, 1911 nt
Organism: Styela clava
Lineage: Eukaryota; Metazoa; Chordata; Ascidiacea; Stolidobranchia; Styelidae
Biological process (GO): regulation of transcription by RNA polymerase II; sex differentiation
Cellular component (GO): nucleus
Molecular function (GO): RNA polymerase II cis-regulatory region sequence-specific DNA binding; DNA-binding transcription factor activity, RNA polymerase II-specific; ubiquitin binding
Source: RefSeq, a predicted model, not a curated record